This is a messenger RNA of Parathielavia appendiculata, 847 nucleotides long. RefSeq lists its product as uncharacterized. The transcript has 2 exons. The record is from RefSeq and is a predicted model, not a curated record. Bases 424 to 666 code for a protein of 80 amino acids. Lineage: Eukaryota; Fungi; Ascomycota; Sordariomycetes; Sordariales; Chaetomiaceae.
GAAUUCUUCUAGGCAUGGACGCCACCCGCUUGCAGUUCCAGCAGGAUGACACCACCCUGCUGGGGCUGCUCUUGGAGCACCGGGGAAAGAAAACCUCCGACACCCGGGAUAUGGUCCGCGCACUCUUGGGCAUGCUGGGCAAGAUGGCCGCGGCAUUCCUGCCCGAGAACUUUGUUGACUACUCCCCCUCGGUCGAGCAGGUCUACAUCCGGACGGCACAUCACAAUCUCGAUACCGGCCUUCUCUCUUGUUGGCCGACUUACCACAGAGAAUGUAAAUUAUACAAAUUUCCUGAAGCUACUCUCGACGGAUGACGACGGUAGCUCGAUGGAGAACAGACUAUGGUCUCUUCCGUCUUGGGUUCCCCACUGGGUUUUGGCAAAGAAUGUCUCGCCACUGCCCCCAAACAUCGCCGGAAGGGGCAUGGCACACAAAUAUCCCGAAAUCGGUCUCAAAGAUGUCGCUGUUCUGGAAGACGAACCGCGCCCAAGGUACGCAGUGGCUGACGGCCCUCCGAUUCUGGUCUGUCUCGGCCAUGGGCCCUUGUUCACCGUUGAAGCUGUCAGCCCAGUGUCUCCUCCGGCUUCGGCCAUCAAUCGCUACUUUACUGGAGAGAGGAUUCGGAGGACUCAGAGGACUCCACAGAACGUCUUAGUGACGCCUUGAUUGGCCUCUUCGCCGCUAUCGAGAAACUAGCAUGACUACGACUAUACGAAUACGAAUACAGUGAGUCGGAUGCCUGGGAGCAUCUAGGUUCGCAACUGCGGAUGGCCUGGGUCACGGUGCGGCUCAGUUGGGAUCAUCCAGACCGUGUCGCCGAAGAAUAUCGCCGAAUGGUCAGCGCUUA